CGUGUAACCCGUGUGGAAUAGACAGUUCGUAUUCAACAACACCAACAUCGCAAACUGACUGUAAUCACAAAGUUACUUUAUCCAGCAUGAUAACUAACAUGAAUAACGUGAUUCGGAGAUUGAAGAAUAUAUCAUUAAAUAUGGAAGAAACUCUGAAUCCAGUGAACAUUAAGGGUAUGAACCGUUGUGAGGUACAGAUUAUAAGCCCUUUACAUAGGAUUGGCAAAAAAGUCAGAAAAGUCAACAAAAAGAUUAGAUUUAUUCACGAGACGUAUGCUAAUUUAACCUUCGUUCAUGAUGUUUUAAACCACGUCUCAAAAGUACUUGGAAAUGAUGGAAGUGACAAUCGGUCUUUACAAACUGCCAUGUGUACCCUGCAUCAAGCCAACAGAAAGCUUCAAUGUAAGGGAAGAAACAAAAAGAACAAGCCAAUUAAAACAUUUCAAAGGACAAGAGUCUGUGGCAAGAAAAAGAGAUUUAGGAAGACAAAACGAAAUUGUUUCAAAAGAGACGAAUUCGAAGAUUUAUCAAAAAUCAAAGCAGCGGAAAAUAUUCUGCAGGGUACCUUAGACUUUUGGAAUUCCUGUGUUUAUGAAAGGAAGGGUAGGUUUGGUUUAAAACGAAAAUGCCGAAAUAAGAUUUUUCGAUAUAGUAAAAAGAAAGGGAAAAGAAAUAAAAAGAAAAAUAAAAGAACCAAAAAGAUUCAUAAAAAAGUUACAGGACUAAAAGAAUCAAAACGAUUAUUAAAAGAAGAUAAUAAAAACUGAAAGAGAAGAAAACUCUGGUGCAACUGUGUUUGAAUUUUUUGACAGUUAUGAACUUUUCCUCAAAUGGCAGCUAUGUCUUCGACUUGCGAAUCCAUAUCAGUAUUACAUUGUUUUUGCUCUGUUGAAUUAUUUUAUAUACUCGGAAUGUUAUUCAGAACAGUGUUCAUUACAUCACUUCAUAUAAUCGUAUUUAUUA
Molecule: messenger RNA, 963 nt
Organism: Saccostrea cuccullata (small rock oyster)
Lineage: Eukaryota; Metazoa; Mollusca; Bivalvia; Ostreida; Ostreidae
Exons: 3
Coding region: 87-767 (226 amino acids)
Source: RefSeq, a predicted model, not a curated record